UAGAAGAUGGCAGGACGGUUCCUAAUCGAUACAAAUUGAUUGGUUGAUGCGUAUGAAGCUGUUUUACCUUUCCCUACAGUCGUGGCGCUGCGUGAUAUUCUCGAUGUUAUCAUUCAUCAUAUCGAUAUAAUAUGGCGUUUACACUUUGGACACUUUUUGAAGCGACUAUGUUGUGUUUGAAUGCGAUCUGCGUUUUGAACGAAGAAAGAUUUCUUGCAAAAGUUGGUUGGGCGUCGUGGCAAAAUGUUCAAGGCUUCGGAGAACCUCCUACAGCAAAGUCACAAAUUUUAAACCUUAUUAGGUCCAUACGAACGGUGGCACGAAUUCCAUUGAUAUUCCUAAAUAUCGUAACAAUAAUUGUGAAACUGGUGCUUGGGUGAAAGAAACAAUUGAUGGUGUAAAUAAAAGGACAAUGAGCUGUGAAAAGUGAUGUACAUAAACGCAAAAUUACAUUCUUUUAUUUUUACCUUUGUAUCGAAGAGUAAAGUAUUUUUCAUUAUAUCAUGUUUCA
This is a messenger RNA of Bombus impatiens (common eastern bumble bee), 511 nucleotides long. Its product is annotated as immediate early response 3-interacting protein 1. The coding region runs from base 132 to 380 and encodes 82 amino acids. The transcript is spliced from 3 exons. Gene Ontology annotation, biological process: endoplasmic reticulum to Golgi vesicle-mediated transport. Lineage: Eukaryota; Metazoa; Arthropoda; Insecta; Hymenoptera; Apidae. Gene Ontology annotation, cellular component: COPII-coated ER to Golgi transport vesicle; endoplasmic reticulum membrane; Golgi membrane. The record is from RefSeq and is a predicted model, not a curated record.